AUGAAAUAUCCCAUUUUUACAUUUAUCGCAUUAAAUACUCACAAAUCAUUAUAUAGUAGUUACAAUCAUGGUUCAUCAAACGAUUCAUACAAUCCAGAAUAUAAUUAUUCGUAUGAUCAACAUGAUAGUAAACACAUUGAUUUUAGAGAAACAUGGCAAAACUCAAUCUUAUCUGGCAUCAUUAAACCAUUCAGGAACAAAGUUUUUAUUUCUGAAAUAGAAAAUCCAGUUAAUUACACUGAGUGCAAUUCGAAGGUUGGUGAGAUUAUUAAAGCAAAGACGAAUAGACUAAAAUCUUCAGUACAGAAAAAGUUUAUUAGGCAAAUUAUAUCUGUAAUUACUGGUGAUAAUAGAUCAUUUAUCAGCUUAAACACAAUUUCAUCAACAAAUCUUGAUGAUGAACUAUCAAAUGCAUUAAUUUGGUUUAGUAACAAAUAUGAAUCAUUUUUUAAUCCAAAUUCGUUAUCUAAUGAAUUGGAAAGGUCAAAAAUUGACAUAAACUGUACAUUUGAAGAUAUUGGUAUUAGAAAUGUUAAAAUUAAGGAAUUGGCAAAUAAUCCUACUUUUGCUCAAAAAUUGCAUAUACCCAAGGUAAUAAAUUAUUUAAAAUCAAAAUCUGAAAUUUUUAACACUUCUAAGUGGCUAUCAACUGAAGAACUUGAAGAUAAUUCGAUUGGCUUAUUUUACCACUCUUCUAAUGGUUCGGGAAAAACUUAUUCAUACCUAUUGUCGGUGUUAGAAUCUGGGUGUAAAAACACUGCUAUUAUUGUACCUACUAGGGAGUUGGCAGUUCAGAUUUUUAAAAUAGCAAAAUCAAUAAUUCCAGAUAAUGUUAAUCCAUAUUUAUUGAUAGGUGGUGCAAAUAUUAAACAUCAAAUUGAGAAGUUAAAAUCACUAGACAAUGAUAAAUUUAAUAUUUUUGUGGCAACACCUGGCAGGUUUAUCGAUUUGACGAGUAGGAAAGUUUUGAGCAUGAGGCACAUUUCAAACAUUGUGUUCGAUGAAUAUGAUUCUUAUUUCUCAUUGCCCAAAAACUCUAACAAUCUCUCCGUAAAAGAAUCCUUUCUUAGCAUUAUUAAGACAAUUUAUAACCUAAAAAGUGAUUUACCUGGUGCGAUUAAUUUGCAUGGUAAAAAGGUAAUAUUCUGCUCCGCUAUUGAUAGACAGGAACAAGUACAUAAUUUGCUUAAAAUUGAAGAUGUAAAGAAGUCAAAUAUGAACGGUGUACAGAGUGAUUGUAUAACACAUUUCCUAGUUACAUAUGGUGAAGGGAAGGACAAGGUUGGUCUGCUUAAACGAUUGUUAGAGAUUAAAUCAUUUGGUAAAUCAGUGUUGAUUUUUGUUAAUUGUCAGGAACAUAUUGAGUUUUUAAGUAAGGUUAUUAAGGAUUAUAUGCCAAAUGUCAACUUAAUAUCACUAUCUGCUAGUGACGAUAAGAUGGAUCGUCAAAAAUCAUUCGAUGAAUUGCAGAAGUUGAAGUCAAAUGAUUAUGAAGACAGUAUUGGACCAAUAUCUAGUAUUUGCGUUACAACAGAUAUAUCCUCCAGGGGGAUUGAUUUUUCUCCAUUUACCUUUCUAAUAAAUUAUUCAAUACCGGGUGAUAUCAUUACAUACAAUAAUAGAUGUGGAAGAUUGAAUUUUAGUGAUAAGAGGGGUGUAUGUAUUACGUUGUGUCAAGGCUCACAAAUUCCAAAAUUUGGAAGAACUGUAUUAAAAAGAUUAUCAGUUCCAAUACAUCCAGUUGAUCCGAUACAAGGUAUUUUAUUCAAGAAGCGUAACCAAUAUUUGCCAUAUGUUACCAGAUCAUAG
This is a messenger RNA of Babesia microti strain RI, 1809 nucleotides long. RefSeq names its product Eukaryotic initiation factor 4A. Gene Ontology annotation, molecular function: ATP binding; nucleic acid binding. The record is from RefSeq and is a predicted model, not a curated record. Gene Ontology annotation, cellular component: nucleolus. The transcript is spliced from 3 exons. NCBI's taxonomy places the organism in Eukaryota, Apicomplexa, Aconoidasida, Piroplasmida, Babesiidae. The coding region runs from base 1 to 1809 and encodes 602 amino acids.